UAGCAAAAAAAAAAAAAAGCAUUGGGUUCGAGGGUUGCAGAAUCGAGUGAAUCUAACAAGCGUGCGGUGAAUUAUAUGCAUUUAAAUUCGUCACGGUUUUGAAUCCGGAUCGAAAAAAAAAACGAUUUUAGAAAAUAGGCAUGCUAGCGUUUUGUGCAACAGAAAAUAUCUAUGAUAAUGUUAUAAAUUGUACUUUCACGUUAUGCCACUCUCGAUGACGCUAAAUGAAUCCAACAAAAUCCCUUUCGUGACGCCCUGCUUUGACGGCGAAGAGUUGCAUGUGGAUUUGGAACUGAUGAAUGCUGGACUGGCUGCCAUUUCCGUAAAGGAACAUAAUGCAGAAAAUCCACAAGAAGAAGCCAGUAUUAGGCACAGAAAUUCAUUCUGGAGUGUCCACCGUCCAGAAUUGUCUAAGCUAAGUUGGGCCACGAAUCACACACCCCGCAACAUUGAAACUUACUUGAAAAAUCAUGCUGAAAAUCGAGAUGUUCGUAAUGAUCUUCUCAACUCCAAUAUUCCACCGGCAGAUUUUAACCAAUUAACCGUAAUUCAUGCAACUUCAGACCGGCACGCAAAUUCUAAUCACAACUAUCUACUUAUACCCAAGCCGCAAACAAUUCAAUUCAAUGAUGACGAUAUAGCGUCACCAACAACAUUACACAAAAGUCGGGCAGAAUUUUGUGUCACUAUAGGGAGCAUCGAGGAGAAAUCCAUUUCGGAGCCUUCUUCUUCAAAGCCCUCCAGCUCGAAAAUCAUCGAAGAGAAAAUGACGAUGUCAAAUGAGGGACAACCAGAAAAUUUUGAUAAACAACAUCCAGAUGGGAUACCUAAUACUUCGAAAGAAAUGUUAGUUGCACUAAUGGAUGAUACUGUAUAG
Molecule: messenger RNA, 877 nt
Organism: Diprion similis
Lineage: Eukaryota; Metazoa; Arthropoda; Insecta; Hymenoptera; Diprionidae
Exons: 4
Coding region: 203-877 (224 amino acids)
Source: RefSeq, a predicted model, not a curated record